Molecule: messenger RNA, 2028 nt
Organism: Ostrinia nubilalis (European corn borer)
Lineage: Eukaryota; Metazoa; Arthropoda; Insecta; Lepidoptera; Crambidae
Product: protein FAM186A-like
Exons: 6
Coding region: 34-1938 (634 amino acids)
Cellular component (GO): extracellular region
Molecular function (GO): chitin binding
Source: RefSeq, a predicted model, not a curated record
UCGAAGAUAAGUGUCUCCUAAAAAAUAGUGAACAUGUUAUGGACAAAUUUUAUUUUGGUAUUACUACUACCACUGCUGUCAAGAAAUGUGCAUGCUGCGGAAUCUUACUUUGGGUAUAGCAGGAACUGGGACCUACAGCCUAACUCAGCGCCUACUGAAAUAGUCUUAGAGGAGCAACCGACUGCGACUGAGAAAGUUGAGAUACCAGUCACCAUAGAAACAGCUCCUACUUACUACGAAGAACCAAUUGCGACGGAGAAAGUUGAGAUACCAGUCGCCGUAGAAACAGAACCUGAACAAUAUUACUACGAAGAACCUAUUGCGACACCUGCAGUAGAAGUACAACCAGCUGCAACACAAGAAAAAAUUCAGCUACCAAUAGUUAUAUCUUUGUACACCAAUAAUGUGCCUUCUGCUCAAACUACCACCGUUUCUGCUCAGCCAAACUUAUCACAAAGACGCGUUUUGAUGCCUACCAGAGCGCCUGCUCCCAAGCCUGUUUAUAUAGAAGAAAAACGACCUGCAGCUACAUUGGUUGAGCCAGUUAGUACUGUCGCAGUAAAGACGCUAGCCCCAGAACCGCGGAGGGUGCCAAGACCAGUCAUUACACGGCCAACUACACCUGCUCGCACUGUAUUGGUGACUCAACCCGAACCAAAGCCACAACCUGUCGUUUUGGCUCCACAACCUGUAUCUCGUCCCUUAGUAGUGGCUCAACCUACGGCCCCAGCUAGAGUAAUCGAGCCAAAGCCAAAAUCUGUUGUUUUAGCUCCACGACCUGUACCCCGUACUUUAGCAGUCACUCGAGCUCCAACUCCAAUUAAAGUAGCCGAGCCACAGCCAAAACCAAUUGUUCUAGCUCCCAGACCUACAACUCGUCCCGUGGUAGUGGCGCAAACUACGGCCCCAGCUAGAGUAAUCGAGCCAAAGCCACAACCUGUUGUUUUAGCUCCACGACCUACACCCCGUGCCUUAGCAGUGACUCAACCUCCAAUUACAAUUGAAGUUGCCGAGCCACAGCCAGAACCAAUUGUUGUAGCUCCACAACCUGUAUCUCGUCCCUUGGUAGUGGCCCAACCUACGAUCCCAGCUAUAGUAGCCGAGCCAAAGCCACAACCUGUCGUCUUAGCUCCAAGAGCUACACCUCGUGCCAUAGCCGUGACUCAAACCCCGAUCCCAACUAGAGUAAUCGAACAAAAGCCAAGAUCAGUUGUUUUAACUCCAAGACCUGCACCUCGUCCCAUUGUCGUGACUGAAUCUCCUGUCACAGUUAUAGCUGAACCGAAGCCACGUUACGUGUCCCCACCUGUGUAUGACACAACGGAGCCAAGACAGUUAUUAGACUACCAAUGUGCAAGCGCUAAUGGCUACUACGGCAUUGCAGGAGAUUGUGACAACUAUGUGGAGUGCAGGAAAUACAUAGCAGUAAUGAACACUUGCCCCAGUGGUCUUCAUUUCAACUCCGCAGCUACUUAUCCGGACUACCCUUGCGGCUACCCUUCAGAAGUCGUAUGCGAAAGCAACGCAGUUAGACAAAUAGCUCAACCAACUGAAGAAUGCCCUGACCAAUAUGGAAUGUACCCCACGUCCGAUUGUAGCAAAUAUACAAUGUGUCAAGCAGGAGUAGCGUACAUUAUGGACUGCCCAGCAGGUUUGGUGUUCAAUGAGGCCACUAGCACCUGCGAUUGGCCUGAGAACGUGCCAGGAUGCAAGGCUGACUUGUUGGCUGAAUACACGUGUCCUGCACUAGCUCUGGAAGAAGAUGGCAGCCCUUCAGACGAAAUAACCAAAUACAGGUACAAAGACAGCUGCAAUGAGUACGUAGCGUGCCUGCAUGGGCAGCCUCGCCUGCUCAAAUGUGACGAAGGGCUGUCAUUCCACCCUGAAUCAGAGAUGUGCGUAGAUUCGGACUAUGUUGCCAAUUGCAGAUCAUAUUAAGUUAAAUAGACCGACAUAGAUAGACCACCGAAUACACCGACCAUGUGAACCAGCUUGACGGACGUUAAAGAUGCUACUUAGCUAUUUUAA